Dentiscutata heterogama is the source of this 645-nucleotide messenger RNA. NCBI's taxonomy places the organism in Eukaryota, Fungi, Glomeromycota, Glomeromycetes, Diversisporales, Gigasporaceae. The record is from the annotation of a GenBank genome assembly.
AUGUCAUCUGAUGAUAAGAAUGAAAAUGUCUCCGAAAUCAAAAUUUCUAAUCAAUCUGAUAAUAAAAAAGAAACUGAUGAAAUUCCAAUUUAUACUAAAGAAUUUUUUGAGGAAACUUCAAAAAUUCAAUUAGAAUCAUUUAAAAUGCUUGAUCCUUUAAGUCGUGAAACAAUAUUAGAUAUUACAAGAAAAUGGCAAGAAAAUAUUAGAAAAAAUCUUGAAACAGUUAUUCCAUUAGAUGGAAGUUCAGAGCGUUCAUUAAAGAGAAAAUAUUGGGAUGCAUUUAAAAAAAGAUCUCUUGAUGUGGUUAUUAAUUCUAAAACUAAAAAAAUUCAUCAAGAACAGGAAAUGAUAGAAAAAGAUAAACAAAAGGAUGAUAAAAUUGCGAAAUUGGAAAAUGCAGUUAAAUUAUUAUUAGAAUCAAAUCCUAGUGUUUCUCCUGAAGUUUUAAAAUUAUUCAAAACUCUUUGGAUAAUUCAUAUCGAUCAAGAAAAUAUCAUUAAAAAUAUUGGUGUUUUAGAUAAUAUAAUUGAAAGAAAUAUUAUUUCUCAUUUGCAUGAUGGUGUUGAUGUCGAUAAUGAUAUUAUUCAAAAUACUUUAAAAAAAUGGAUUGAAAAGUAUUUUGAUAAUGGAAAAUAUUCCAAA